Messenger RNA from Callorhinchus milii (elephant shark), 1149 nucleotides. RefSeq names its product kelch-like protein 20. The coding region runs from base 1 to 1149 and encodes 382 amino acids. Gene Ontology annotation, molecular function: protein binding. The transcript is spliced from 7 exons. The record is from RefSeq and is a predicted model, not a curated record. NCBI's taxonomy places the organism in Eukaryota, Metazoa, Chordata, Chondrichthyes, Chimaeriformes, Callorhinchidae.
AUGGACGUGACGAGCCGAUCGAGCGGCGGCGGGGACCCCAACGCCCUGCCCGAGGGCGUGCUGCCUACACCGGCGCGCAUGGUCUACGUGUCCGAGAAGCAUCCACGCAUCACCCUGGAGGCCAUCAGCGUGCUCCGGCGACACCGCAAGUUCUGCGAUGUCGUGCUGGUGGUGGGCAGCCGCAAGAUCAACGCGCACCGCGUGGUGCUGGCGGCGUGCUCCCCCUACUUCCACGCCAUGUUCACGGGCGAGCUGGCCGAGUCACGGCAGGAUGAGGUGUCCAUCCGUGACGUCGACGAGACGGCCAUGGAGCUGCUCGUUGACUUUGCCUACACGGCACAGAUCACGGUGGAGGAGUGCAACGUGCAGGCCCUGCUGCCGGCCGCCUGCCUGCUGCAGCUCGCCGAGAUCCAGGACACCUGCUGCGAGUUCCUGAAGCGGCAGCUCGACCCCUCCAACUGCCUGGGAAUCCGGGCCUUCGCCGAUACGCACGCGUGCCGAGACCUGCAGCGCACCGCCGACAAGUUCACGCAGCACAACUUCCAGGAGGUAAUGGAGAGUGAAGAGUUCAUGCUGCUUCCUGCCAACCAGCUCAUCGACAUCAUAUCCACCGAUGAGCUAAACGUGCGCAGCGAGGAGCAGGUGUACAGCGCCGUCAUCGCCUGGGUCAAAUACAACAUCCAGGAGCGCCGGCCACAGCUACCCCAGGUGCUGCAACACGUCCGUCUGCCCCUGCUCACACCCAAGUUCCUGGUGGGCACAGUGGGGACGGACCUUCUGGUGAAGAGUGACGAGGCAUGCAGAGACCUCGUGGAUGAAGCCAAGAACUAUUUGCUUCUGCCCCAAGAAAGACCACUCAUGCAGGGCCCCCGCACGAAACCCCGCAAGCCCAUCCGCUGCGGGGAAGUGCUCUUCGCAGUGGGUGGCUGGUGCAGCGGCGACGCCAUCUCCAGCGUGGAGCGCUACGACCCGCAGACCAACGAGUGGCGCAUGGUGGCCUCCAUGAGUAAGCGGCGCUGCGGCGUGGGGGUGGCCGUGCUCGAUGACCUCCUCUAUGCCGUGGGCGGUUACGAUGGAUCCUCCUACCUCAACAGUGUGGAGCGGUGCGUGCGAACGAGCGAGUCGGCGGGGCGAUUGAGGGACGUAUGA